This is a messenger RNA of Symbiodinium necroappetens, 798 nucleotides long. The record is from the annotation of a GenBank genome assembly. Lineage: Eukaryota; Dinophyceae; Suessiales; Symbiodiniaceae.
GCUGUUCAAGACUUGGCGGAUGUCUCAAAGGAAAUUGAGCAAGCUGAAAGUCACCUGGUGAAGGUGCAGGACCUGCAAGGGCUCUUGAAGAAUGCUGGAGUUACGCUUACUGAUGACCAGCAUGUGGCGUUGUCGGCCUACAUCCAGACAAUGACACAGCCCAAGAUCGAUGAGGAAAUGCUGGACCUUGGAGAAGGGGUGAACAAGAAGACUCCUGAGAUGCUGGGUGGGGGCCUAAACGUGAUGUUGCUUAUUCCUGGUGCAGCAUGCGUGGUUAUGGCCCUUCACACCCUGGUGUCAACACAGGAAACAGUUUUGGAAAACGUAGGUGUUGCCCAGGUCUGGCCGCAGCUAAGUGAGGCUGCGCUCACAGGCCCUCGCUACUUCCCUGUGGAUUUUGAGCCCUGGGAGGCAGAGGAGCCUGGGGUGAUCCAGGCAGGAAACUGGGCUAAUGCUGAAGAGAUGGUGUGCAAGGCUUCGGGAUACCUGGUGCCCGGGACAGGGCGAAACUUGGCAGGCUUUGUUUUCUCGGGUAUUCGUUUUCAUGGCUGGGAGUUGGCGAUUGGUUCUUCGAUUGACUUUGGGGUGGUUUGUGCUAAGCUGGCGGGCUGUGUGAGCGUUGCCACUGAGUGGAAUGUGCCGUUCAAGCCACAUGCAGCUCUACGUUUCACAGUCCACAAGACUGGAGCCAGUUUGCCAGUCCCGCAACCCCCGAAGUUUGUUGAAGCCCCUGGUGAGAACCAGGGAGACAGUGGUGAGCAAGACAUUAGCGAAGUUGUGGCCAUGUUUGAGCCCUAG